AUUCAGUCUGUUCAAGUUGCAAUCGAAGUCUACACGAACUUCCGGAAUCAUUAAUCGUUUUAGUUUUUGCGUUUUCUUAUCAGAAGGCGCAUGCAUCUGUUGCAUACGACGCGUUUCAAGUUAUAAUUCAUGUUUUUGUAGGGAUUUUCCGAUAGCAUACAUUGCUGGUAACAUUGGCCACAUCACGCCAAGGUUAGUCCAGGAUAUGGAGUCUACUGCGAGAAACAUACUAAUCCUUCUCGCGCUUUGGAUCUCAUGUGUAAAUGGUGAUAGCCGAUACCUUGUAAAAGAACACGCUGAUGGAAAAGAAUAUUUUGGGAAAAAUUUUACUGUGAUGGAAGGCGAGAGCGUCAUACUUUCUUGUGGAUCGAGAUUGCAAAAGGGUAGUUUAGGCAAGUCAUGGUUCGCAUCUAUUGAAGAAAGAAAAAUUGCUGGUACAAUGUACAGGCAAUUGGACAUCAUUAAGGGACGUUUUGGACAAAGAGCGGUCCUCAUACGUGGUGGGCGAUAUUACAGCGGUCGACCAGAAAGAAUUGACCAAACGUUCGACAUCAAGUUACACAACAUAAGUAGAUACAUAGCUGGGCGAUACAAAUGUAUUGUAGUAUCGUUGAUAAGCAAAAGAGCGACUUACGCAGAAUCGACGGACCACAUUAUCACUGUCAAAUCAAAACCAAAGAUUGAGUCAAAAAAGGAAGCCAACAUCAAAAUAAAGGCUCGUGAAAAACUAAACAUGGAUUGUAUUUCAUCUGGAUUUCCAAAACCUUUGAUCACGUGGCGUCGAGUGGAUGGUCGGCCGUUGCCUGCCAGAAAACUUACGCAUUCAACUGGCUUGUUAUCCAUAUCUGAUGUCGGACAGCAAGAUCGGGGAGAUUACGAGUGCACUUCAACUAAUAUAUAUGGCCGUGAUACUAAAAUAUAUUCUGUUGAUAUGACAGUUCCUCCACGAUUCAUAUCAAAUGGCGACUCGUUUGCGACUGUUGGAAAAGAUGGAGUCGUUGCUUGUGUAGCUGUUGGUCUUCCAAGGCCAAAAUUUUCAUGGAGAUGGAUUGACGACAAGGGCUAUGAGCAAAGGCUGUCGAGUGCAGAGGGUUUAGUAGGAAGAUAUCAAGUGAAAACGAAGCAUUACUUUGAAAAUAGCACGAGUUUUUUUAUGAUAAAGGACGUUGAAAAAGAAGAUCUACGUUCUUACAGUUGCAUGCUAGGCAAAGACGACAAACCACAAAAAAUAAAUUUGCGUUGUUACACUAGACCAUCUGCUCCCAUAAUCCAGACAGUGGUUUCGUACAGAAGAAAGAUUACUUUGAGCUGGAAACUAGCUGAGAAUAACGGUGGAAAGCCCGUAACGUCAAUGACAAUUCAAUAUAAGCCAUACAACACUACAAGUCAGUUUCAAAAGAUACCUAUACUUAUUGAAAAGCGCCCUGUCUACACAAUAACCGGCUUACGACCAAACACAGAAUACCAUAUACAGUUGAUCGCUGUGAAUGAAAUCGGCCCGAGUGAUCCAAGUGUUACAGUAAUAAAGACAACUGGCUUAGCUUCACCUUCAACCGGCAAGGGUAAGGCCAAAGAAACGGAUAGAAUUGUGUUGUAUGCUGGCGUGGCAGGAGGGUUUCUCGUGCUUAUUAUUGCCAUUAUCGUCGUGUGUAUAUUUAUGAGGCAAAUACAACGAAACAGCGCUAAAAAAGCGGCUGAAAAUGCCCAGCGUUUGGUAGGAAAGAGUGAAACUGAUGACACCACGGCAUUGAUAAACUUCUUGCAGAAAGGUGACCGUCUAUCGACUAACACUGGGUCAGGUACUGGGGUUGUUCUUCAUUUGACUACUUCAAAUAAAUGGGAAUCAAGAGAGAGACUUGUGCUACAAAAUGUACUUGGCUCCGGUGCUUUCGGUAUUGUCAUGAAAGCUGAAGCAGAAGGAAUUAGCGGCUAUAACUCUGGUAGCACGCCCGUUGCUGUAAAAUUUGUUAAAGAAAAUGAAAGUGCAUCUUCGAAAAAAGACCUCAUUGCUGAACUGGAGUUGUUGAAGCUGAUUGAACCUCAAAAUGUUAUCAAUUUGAUGGGCUGCUGUACAAAAUCAGAACCGUUGAUGGUCAUUGUCGAAUUUUGUGCCUAUGGUGACCUUCAAAGCUUUCUUCGAGCUAGUCGUGGUGUAAGAGAUCAGUAUUACUUGGAUUGUUAUAAGCGUCCGUCAUCAAGAUUGACUUCGAAUGAGUUGCUCAUGUUUGGUACUCAGAUUGCCAGAGGAAUGGCGCACCUCGCAAAUUUAAAGGUUAUCCACAGAGAUUUGGCGGCAAGAAAUAUAUUGGUUGAUGAAAACAAAAUUUGCAAAGUUUCAGACUUUGGAUUCGCACGAGACAUAUACGUCGAAGAUCAUUAUACUCGUAAAACAGCGGGUGGACGAUUCCCUAUCAAAUGGAUGGCUAUUGAAUCCUUAUUAGAUGGAAUUUCGACAACAAAGAGCGAUGUAUGGUCUUUUGCUAUCGUGUUAUGGGAAAUCAUUACUCUCGGUGCAUCUCCUUAUCCUGGUAUGAACUCGCAAGAAGUUGUCAGCUUUUUACAGAAUGGAAUGAGAAUGGACAAACCCAAGCAUUGCAGUGACGAAUUGUAUAACCUUUUGAUGGAUUGCUGGCAUAUCGCACCUCAUCGUAGACCAAACUUUGAAAUGCUCGCCCGUUACUUGGACCGAAUGUGUAACGACGAUUUUGAAUACAUCAACAUGAGAACAUACGAUGAUCAUUUAUACAUCAAUUUUGAUGGCAAUACUGUGUCAGAGGGAAGUAAAAGCGGAUCUUUAACAAAGCAAAAUGAUUAUAUAAAGGAUGGUGAGAAUGAGAAAGAGGCUUUAAUGAAAGAUAAUUUGUCAUAAAGUAGUCUUUUAGUUUCAUAAAUCAACUUAUUCGUCGUCGGUAACGAAAAUUAUGCAAAUUUUCUGUUUAAUUACUCCAAUGACGAAACUGAAACUAGGAAUUUAGAUGUCGGCCCCGUGAUCAGGUGUACAAUUAGCGAAGAGAAGUUGUAUCAAGAAACAUUCUACGUUCUGAGGGCCCGAUGAUUUUAAACAAGCACUUCUUAAUUUCUAUUUUAUAAAUUAGCACAACUGCAUUGAUCUUAAGAUAAUUUUAUGUAACCAGUCCACUUACACUGUUUACUUCCACGCGGAAUUGCUUUUAGGAGGUAUGGGUCGGGACGGAAAGGGCAUAUUGUGCACUCUGUUGUUCACAUCAAUUAAUUCAAAUGCCCAUAAGCUUUGGGGUUAGCGCAAAUAUCUCUUGCCAGAAGAUAAGAUUCGAUAUGGCACGUCAUUUUACAAAUAUUAAUACUACCAUUGAAACCACUGUGAAAAUUAUAAGUUUUUAAAUGCGUUAUUCAAUUGAUAUGUUCAUCCCCCAACUAUCAGCCAUAGUUAUUUAAUGGAAUUUUUUAGCUUUUAAUGAAUGAAUAUGUUCGGCAUGUAUGCAAAGUAUUUUUCUAUUUUUGUAAUAUAAUGAUUUUUUACCCAAUAAAUUUUUAUAUUUUA
This is a messenger RNA of Xenia sp. Carnegie-2017, 3520 nucleotides long. RefSeq names its product fibroblast growth factor receptor 2-like. Gene Ontology annotation, cellular component: signaling receptor complex. Gene Ontology annotation, molecular function: transmembrane receptor protein tyrosine kinase activity; protein binding; ATP binding. The record is from RefSeq and is a predicted model, not a curated record. Gene Ontology annotation, biological process: multicellular organism development; positive regulation of kinase activity; cell surface receptor protein tyrosine kinase signaling pathway. NCBI's taxonomy places the organism in Eukaryota, Metazoa, Cnidaria, Anthozoa, Malacalcyonacea, Xeniidae.